AUGGAGCAGGAUCAGGACAAGCUGCCCGCGGGAGCGCCUGCGCAGCCGGCCACCUUGGGAGACCAGCCACCUCCAGUUCAGCAGCCCGUGGAGCCAGCACAACCACAGCCCUUCAGCCAGCCUGCCAACGCCGUCGCGCCAGAAGCCUCCGUGGACGCGUCAGCAACAGGAAAUCCCGAAGUCACACUGCCCAUCCAGACAGCAAUGGCCACAAACGGGAUGCUGCCUUUCGUACCGCAGGACAUGGGCUUCUCCGUGGGCGGCGCGCCUGCGUUUCCUGGCGGCGCCGUGUUCCCGCCUACCAAUAUGAUGCUGCCCAGUGACCCAAUGGCACUGGCACUGAACGGCUCCAACGCACCAGUAUCCAUGGCCGACCAGAGCCUCAACCAGAAUGGCACCACCAUGAGUGCAGAUGAGAUUGCCUUGUAUGAUCGCCAAAUCCGACUCUGGGGCAUGCAAGCACAAAAGAAGAUCCAGGCCGCCAAUAUCCUGGUCAUUACCGUGAAGGCGCUUGCCAACGAAAUUGCAAAGAACCUUGUCCUCGCCGGCAUCGCGUCUCUGACUCUACUGGAUGAUCAGCUUGUCACUGAGGCUGACCUCGGCGCCCAGUUUCUCCUGACAGCCGAAGACAUUGGCCAGAACAGAGCUGUCGCUGCCAGUGCUCAGCUACAGAAGCUCAACCCGCGUGUCAAGGUCUACUCGGAUCCCGCUGGUAUCAUGACCAAAGGCGCCUCGUACUUUUCAGAGUUUGACGUUGUCGUGGCGACGGAUCUGAGCCCCACGACACUCGCCUUCAUCAACACGGCGACCCGCCUGUACAAUCGCCGAUUCUAUGCUGCUGGUUCUCACGGGCUGUACGGCUACGCCUUUUGCGACCUGAUCGAGCAUGAUUAUGUCCUGAAGAGGGACAAGGGGAAUGUUGCCACAGCAGUUGGCCCAGAAACACGGUCACGGAGUGUGACAGACGUCAAGACCCAGAAAGAAGGCGACAAGACUAUUGAGAUGGUGGCGAAAAGAGAGCUGUACUCGACCUGGGAUCUGGCGUCCGAGACCAGUGUCCUGCCUGUCGAGUACACCUCGUCCAAGCGGCGACUGAAAGCAGUUACACCUGUCAUAUCUUGCUUGCGUGCUCUCUGGGCGUUCCAGACUGUGAACGGGCGCAACCCAAGUGCUGCCAGACAGGAUCUCGAGUUCUUUACCAAGACCGCCACGCAAUGCCACUCGCUAUUGUCGCUCCCGACCGAGACGCUUCGGUCAGAGAUUUUGCGCAGCUUCCUGCAGAAUAUUGGCAGCGAGAUUGCACCCGUCUCGGCCAUUCUCGGCGGACAAGUCGCCCAGGACAUCAUCAACGUGCUUGGCCAGAGCCAGCAGCCGAUCCAGAACAUGGUCAUAUUCGACGGGAACAAGAUGGAGGCCAAUAUGUACUCGCUGCACCCCGAGGGUCCGCUUGGCCGAGCACAACUCGAGCUGGCCGUCAACCCGAUGAUGAUGCCGACAGUCGAUCCGCAAUUCGUGCCCAUGGACCAACAAAGUGUCAUGGCCCAGGCUGGUCUGUCAGACCCGAGCAGCAGCUCAAUGGCACAACCUGGCAUGCUCAAUGUCGGCAACCCCCCAACGCAAGCGGGGCCCUCUGAUGGCCAGGCAGAGACAUAG
This is a messenger RNA of Microdochium trichocladiopsis, 1653 nucleotides long. RefSeq lists its product as uncharacterized. The transcript has 2 exons. The coding region runs from base 1 to 1653 and encodes 550 amino acids. Gene Ontology annotation, cellular component: cytoplasm; SUMO activating enzyme complex. Gene Ontology annotation, biological process: protein sumoylation. Gene Ontology annotation, molecular function: SUMO activating enzyme activity. Lineage: Eukaryota; Fungi; Ascomycota; Sordariomycetes; Xylariales; Microdochiaceae. The record is from RefSeq and is a predicted model, not a curated record.